This is a messenger RNA of Psammomys obesus (fat sand rat), 5264 nucleotides long. RefSeq names its product TBC1 domain family member 32 (gene Tbc1d32). Gene Ontology annotation, biological process: non-motile cilium assembly. The record is from RefSeq and is a predicted model, not a curated record. Bases 44 to 3943 code for a protein of 1299 amino acids. Lineage: Eukaryota; Metazoa; Chordata; Mammalia; Rodentia; Muridae. The transcript has 33 exons.
UGGCGACCCCGCAGAGGGUACCGAGGUUUGACUGCCGCACAGGAUGGCCCAUUUCUCCAGCGAGGAUGAGGUGAUGCUGCAGGCGAUGCUCCGGCAGCUGUUCCAGAGCGUGAAGGAGAAAAUCACCGGCGCUCCCUCCUUGGAGUGCGCAGAAGAGAUCCUCUUGAGGCUGGAGGAAACUGACGAAAAUUUCCACAACUAUGAAUUUGUGAAAUACCUUAGGCAGCACAUAUGUAACACGUUGGGGUCUAUGAUUGAAGAAGAAAUGGAAAAAUCCACAUCUGAUCAAAAUCAGGAUGAGGAACCUGGUUAUGACACCAUUGUACAGCAUGUUACCAAAAGAACCCAGGAAUCUAAAGAGUAUAAGGAAAUGAUGCACUCCCUGAAGAACAUCAUGAUGGUGGUGGUAGAGUCCAUGAUCAACAAGUUUGAAGAAGAUGAGACACGAAGUCAGGACAGGCAGAGGAGAAUGCAGAACGAGAAGAGUAGCAGCUGCUGCACGGACAAUUGCUCUGAUAGUGACUCCUCCUUCAACCAGAGUUACAAAUUUUGUCAAGGAAAACUACAACUGAUUUUGGAUCAGUUGGAUCCUGGACAACCUAAAGAGGUGAGAUACGAAGCAUUACAAACACUCUGCUCAGCUCCUCCAUCCGAUGUCCUGAACUGUGAAAACUGGACCAUUCUGUGUGAAAAGCUGACCACAUCUCUGUCAGAUCCAGAUCCUAUGUUCACGGACCGGAUAUUAAAGUUCUAUGCACAGACUUUUACACUCUCACCGUUACACAUGACCAAGGAAAUUUAUACAAGCUUAGCUAAAUACUUGGAGCUAUACUUUCUUUCUAGAGAAAAUCACAUUCUUACUCUUUCAACUGGAGCAGACAUAACCAGUUCUAAUGUGACCCGCUUACUGAAAAAGGUUCGUCUUCUGAAUGAGUAUCAGAAAGAGGUUCCAUCGUUUUGGAUUCGACACCCAGAGAAGUAUAUGGAGGAGAUUGUGGAGAGUACGUUGUCCUUGUUAUCAGUCAGACACGAUCAAAGCCACCUUGUCUCACAGAAGAUUUUGGAUCCCAUCUAUUUUUUUGCAUUAGUUGAUACUAAAGCUGUGUGGUUCAAAAAAUGGAUGCAUGCAUAUUACAGCAGAACUGCAGUACUAAGACUUCUUGAAAAGAAAUAUAAAUCAUUGAUAACUACAGCAGUUCAGCAGUGUGUUCAGUACUUGGAAUUGUGUGAGGCUAUGAAAGCUGAUGAAAUUUUAAGACAUUCAAAGCAUUGUGGAAACAAGCAAAAAAAAUUCUACUACUCAGGACAAGAAUUGCAAUAUAUUUAUUUCAUUCACUCACUGUGCCUUUUAGGAAGAUUGUUGAUCUAUAAACAAGGCAGAAAAUUAUUCCCCAUAAAGCUGAAGAAUAGAAAAGAUUCAAUGUCCCUCACAAAUCUGCUGGUUUUGUUCACUCAACUUAUCUAUUAUUCACCAAGUUGUCCAGAGAUGACAUCAGUUGCAUAUUCAGAGAAUUAUUCUCCUGCAAGUAUGGUGACUGAUGUUCUUCGGAUUCUCUGCGAUCAGAAAGAAUGUGCUGUUGAGUGCUUGUACAACAGCACUGUGACAGAGGCGCUUCUCCAGCCCAUUCAUAACUUGAUGAAAGGAACUGUGGCUGCUCCAGAGUGCUCUGAAACAGCCCUAAUUCACAUAGCUGAUAUUUUGGCAAGAAUCGCUUCUGUAGAGGAAGGACUGAUUUUAUUCCUUUAUGGAGAAAAUAUGAACUCUUCGGAAGAAGGAAGUCCUACAGGUGCUCACAUAAUAGCCAAGUUUUCAAAGAAACUUCUUGAUGAAGAUAUUUCAAUUUUUUCUGGAUCAGAAAUGUUGCCUGUAGUUAAAGGAGCAUUUAUUUCUGUGUGUCGUCAAAUAUAUGGUACAUGUGAAGGCUUACAGGUGUUGCUUCCUUAUGCUUUACACGAAUCUAUAGCAAGGGCAUGGAAGAAGACAAGUUUGCUGUCAGAAAGGAUCCCCACUCCAGUAGAGGGCUUGGAUUCGGGUUCCUCAGUGAGCCAGGAGUCCCGCAACAUUAUGGCUUGGGAAGACAAUUUGUUGGAUGAUUUACUCAAUUUUGCUGCCACCCCCAAAGGAUUGCUGCUUCUUCAGAGAACAGGUGCCAUCAAUGAAUGUGUGACGUUUAUGUUCAGCCAAUAUGCAAAAGAGCCACAGAUGAACAGGCAGAAGAAGUUUGGCUAUGAAGUUUUGGUUGUGCAGGUAGCCUCCACAGCAGCAGGGGCAGUAGCUCUACAGAAUUCAGGCUUCAUUAGUGCACUUAUAACUGAGCUAUGGUACAAUCUUGAAUGUGGAAGAGAUGAUGUCAGGGUAACUCAUCCUAGAGCGACUCCAGUGGAUCCUAUCGACCGAAGCUGUCAAAGGUCCUUCCUUGCACUGGUGAACCUGCUGUCCUAUCCUGCUGUGUAUGAGCUAACAGGCAAUCAAGAACUUCCUAAUAAGGCAGAGUAUUCUCUUCGUGAGGUUCCAACAAGUAUUAUCGAUAUAAUCGAUAGGCUUAUCAUUUUGAACUCUGAAGCUAAGAUUCGUUCUUUACUGAAUUAUGAACAAUCACACAUCUUUGGUCUAAGGAUACUAAGUGUGAUUUGCUGUGACCUGGAUGCUCUUCUCUUACUGGAGGUUCAGUAUCAACUAUCCAACCUGUUACUACAUGCUCAGGAAGAAAACACCUUUGAGACCUCUGAGAACCACAGGGACUUUAUAAUUGAUGCAUUAUCAGUAGAGAGAAAUCAUGUUCUUGUAAGGAUUAAUCUCAUUGGUGGGCCCUUAGAGCGGAAUUUGCCACCAAGAAUGCUUGAGAAGGGGGAUGACCCGUAUCCUUGGCCAAUGUUUUCUUCAUAUCCAUUGCCACACUGCUAUCUGUCAGAAAGUCCACAGAGUGCUGAUAUAAAACAAGACAGUGAUAUCGGAAAGUUGUUAUCAUGCUUCAGAAUGUCUGAUAAACAAACUGAAUGGAUAGAAAACUGCCGAAAACAGUUUUGUAAAACAAUGAAGUCCAAGCCAGAUGCACUCAGUGGAGGAGCUUUAGGUGAACUACUUGAAAAAUUUGUACUUCUUCUCACUGAAAACCCAUCUGAAUGCUACUUCCCUUCGGUGGAAUACACAGCUACUGAUGCAAAUGUGAAGAAUGAAACUCUCUCAGCUGUUCAGCAGCUUGGCAUUAAAAUGACUGUCAGGUAUGGCAAGUUUCUCAACUUGUUGAAAGAUGGUGCAGAAAAUGAUCUCGCCUUGGUCUUAAAGCACUGUGAGAAGUUUCUGAAACAACAGCAGUCAGCAGUCACUUCUUCUCUUCUGUGCUUGCAAGGAAACUACUCAGGCCAUGACUGGUUUGCGUCUUCUCUGUUCCUGAUAAUGCUGGGGGACAAUGAGAAGACAUUCCAGUUUCUUCAACACUUCUCCAGGCUUCUGACCUCUGCAUUCCUUUGGGUGCCAAGGCUCCAUAUUUCUAGGUACCUUCCUGUUGAUACGCUAGAAACUGGCAUCCAUCCCAUAUAUUUUUGCAGCACUCACUACAUUGAAAUGCUACUGAAGGCUGAGGUGCCGCUUGUGUUUUCAGCCUUCCACAUGUCUGGUUUUGCUCCAUCACAGAUUUGCCUACAGUGGAUAACUCAGUGUUUUUGGAAUUACUUAGAUUGGAUAGAAAUAUGCCAUUAUAUUGCUACUUGUAUUGUACUUGGUCCUGAUUAUCAAGUGUAUGUCUGCAUAGCUGUUCUCAAACACCUGCAGCGAGACAUUCUUCACCACACCCAGACUCAAGAUCUGCAAGUCUUUCUCAAAGAAGAAGCGCUGCGUGGGUUUCGAGUGAGCAACUAUUUUGAAUACAUGGAGACUUUGGAGCAAAACUACCGGCCAGUACUGCUGAGAGACAUGUGCGGUGUUAGAGCACAGAGCACAUAGAUCAUGAGAGGCACACUCGGAUUUUGCUCUAUUCAUUUGUACAGGAGAUGGGGCAACUUGAUUGUGUUCUGUCUGCAUCUGUUACGUGUUCCCGUGCACUGGGAAUCAAUACCGAGAGGUUUGGAACAGAAUAGAUUUGUGUUGCCAUUUGCUUGGUUUGCGAAAUGAAGUGAGUUCAUUUUGGCAAGUCCCUUGUUCUUUUAAAUUGUUAGGAUCAGUUUUAAAUUAUAGUUUUAAUUUUAUGUUUGACUUAUAAAAGGAUCAGAGACCUUAAUGUAAAACCUAAAAAACUGAAAUGACUAGUGGAAAACACUUGAAGAUACGAGCAGAUAGGCAAGGCCUUCUGAGUAAGAUCCCAAUAGCUCAGGAAAUAAAACGAGCACAGGUAGAUUGUACAACGUACUUGUAAAGUAAACAAAACGGAAGGUAGGGUAAAACCCCUAGCCAGUUAUUCACCCAGUAAGAGGCUAAUAUUUAGAACAUAUGUUGAAGUAAAUUGCAAAAUAAUAAUAAUAAAAAAGGUUGCAGUCAACAAAUGGCCAGAGAAGUGAGCAUACACUUCAGAUGAUGACUACAUGAAGAAAGGCUCACUGCCUGUGCCCAUUGGAAAUGCCCAUCGAAACUACUUAUCCUCAUCAACAUGACUAUCAUCAAGAAAACAAAUGCCAGUCAGCCCUGGUUAGGGGAGGAGGCUUAUAAGUUGGUAGCGGCAAUAUAAAUUCAUCUAGCUGCUACGGAAAUCAGUAUGGAGCUUCCUCAAAAAGCUAAAACUUAGCCAUACAACUUACAUGAUAUCAAUAAAUAAAUGUAUAUCAGAUUACAAUGGAGACCUCUGCACAUCUUUGUUUAUCGUGACACUAUUCACAAUAGCCAGGUUAUGGAAUCAACCAAGGUAUUCAUAGUUGUGUGUACACAACAGAGUUUUACUCAGCCGUAAAGAAGAAGGAACUUAAGCAUUUGCGGAAAACUGGGAUGAGAGAUUAUGUUAGGUGAUAAAAGCUAGUCCCCUAAAGACAGGAGUAUCACUUGUUUUAUCUCGAAUGUGGAAGUUGGGGGCCAAGGCCUGAAAAUAAAAGAAUGAGUAGCGUGAGAGGUCCAGAGAUUACAAGAAUGUGGUGUAGGUACACUGGCUUCUUAGGGGCCCAGACAUGGCUCAGUGCUUAAAGGCGCUUGCCUCCAAGGCUGAUAGCUUGAUUUCAACCCCUCACCCCAAGUGGUGGAAGAAGGGAACUGGCUGUGCUAUGACGUCCACACACUCAUUCUAGAUGUGCCUGGAGCUGUAAGGUAAAAUGUUUUUUAAUAAAAUAAAACAGUAAUGUGA